AGAGAGAACGAGAGAGAGAGAUGAGGGAGGGAGAGGGGAGAGAUACAAUUGUCCGGCUUAGGUAUCAUCACUUUGUAGAAUAUACAAAAUCUUCCAAAAAUGUAGAAACCCUUUAAUAUUUUUAAGCAUUUUCAAAAGAAAUGUUGCAGACAAAAGAUUUAAAAAGAUCUAUCUAUCGAUCAUAUCAGUUUAAUCUUGGACGAUGUCAAGAUCAGGUAAAUAUUAUAUCGAUUUUGUUUUAAUUGGACGCCAUAUUUUUGAUACCAUUGUGAAGCAAGCACCCAACUCACGGAGCCAACUGCACUGGUUGGAAAGAGUUACUGGAAAGGCUCAUACAACGCGCCGCAGUAUGGCCAAUUUUCACAAAUUUAUUACUCCAAAAAUAAGGCCUAUUGAAUCAAACGCCGGGAGUAAUCAUUUAUGCAUCUUAAAUCAUGACAAUGAUAAGCCAGUACUUUUUCUACACCCAUACAAAUUUGGAAAUAAUUUUUUGAAAAGACAAAAGUAUUUUUUCUAAUGUUUGAAAGAAUUUGUAAAGAAUAUCCAAAUAUUCAAGAAUAAAUGGAUCAAAUUUUAAAUUUAGUUUUUACAAAAAAAAAAAAAAAAAAUUAACAAAAAAAAAAUAAAAAUUGUAAGCGAAAA
This is a messenger RNA of Solenopsis invicta (red fire ant), 642 nucleotides long. RefSeq lists its product as uncharacterized. Bases 203 to 517 code for a protein of 104 amino acids. The record is from RefSeq and is a predicted model, not a curated record. Lineage: Eukaryota; Metazoa; Arthropoda; Insecta; Hymenoptera; Formicidae. The transcript has 2 exons.